ACCCCCACCCCCUUACUUUUCGCUCCCGGUGGCCUUGUCGGGUGUGUUUUUGUUUUUGUUUUUGGUGGUUUUUUUGGCCUGUUGGAAAAGUCCCUGCUGCCCAGGAUGGGGGUCGGUGGGUGCUUAGCCCUGCCCUGGAGGUGCCUAGUCGUCCUCUGUCUCAGGCUGCUCUUCCUUGUGCCCGCAGGAGUGCCCGUGCGCAGCGGAGAUGCCACCUUCCCCAAAGCUAUGGACAACGUGACUGUGCGGCAAGGGGAGAGUGCCACGCUCAGGUGUACCGUGGAUGACCGGGUGACGCGGGUCGCCUGGUUGAACCGCAGCACCAUCCUGUACGCUGGCAAUGACAAGUGGUCUAUAGACAACCGCGUGGUCAUCGUCUCCAACACCAAGACCCAGUACAGCAUCAAGAUACACAACGUGGAUGUGUAUGAUGAGGGCCCCUACACCUGCUCCGUGCAGACAGACAAUCACCCCAAGACUUCACGUGUCCACCUCAUCGUGCAAGUCCCCCCCCAGAUCGUCAACAUCUCCUCGGACAUCACGGUGAACGAGGGCAGCAGCGUGACCCUCAUGUGCCUGGCCUUCGGCAGACCGGAGCCCACCAUCACGUGGCGGCACCUCUCUGGCAAAGGGCAGGGCUUUGUGAGUGAGGAUGAGUACCUGGAGAUCACAGGCAUCACGCGGGAGCAGUCCGGGGAGUACGAGUGCAGCGCCGUCAACGACGUGGCCAUGCCCGACGUGCGGAAAGUCAAAGUCACUGUCAACUACCCACCAUACAUCUCCAAUGCCAAGAACACAGGUGCCUCAGUGGGCCAGAAGGGCAUCCUGCAGUGCGAGGCCUCGGCUGUCCCCGUGGCAGAGUUUCAGUGGUUCAAGGAGGACACAAGGUUAGCAAAUGGGCUGGAGGGUGUGAGGAUCGAGAGCAAGGGCCGCCUGUCAACGCUGACCUUCUUCAACGUCUCAGAGAAGGACUAUGGCAACUACACGUGCGUGGCCACCAACAAGCUGGGCAACACCAACGCCAGCAUCAUCCUGUAUGGCCCUGGAGCGGUGCACGACGGAGGCAACGCAGCAUCCCGGGCAGCCGCCGGCCUCUGCCUCUGGGCUGCCCUCCUUGCUCGCCUCCUCCUCGACUUUUGAUAAGGGAGGGGAGGGUCCCGGGAGGCCCCAGCGCGCCUCUCCCCCGCCGCGGGCUCGGCCCGCCCCGCCGCCCGGGGACUCCUCUCCGUCGGACGGGCGAUGCACCGGAGGACCGGCGUCAUCGUCGAGCGUCCGAGGACGGCCCCGUCUCUCCCCGGUGCCGGGAUCCUUCUCGCCGCCGGUUACGCUGUACAGACCCCACCACGUGCCACCAGACUGCCGCCCGCCGCCGCCGCCACGGGGAUGCGGCUCGGCGCGGACGGGGCUCCCCCGCGCCCACCUCGUCUCCAGCGAGAGGGGGCGUGGGGCUGCGGGAGCAGGUGCCACCCGGAGCCAUGGCCGGGGAUAUCCGUCUCACAUCAUCUUGCUAAGCCGCCUAUGCCCAAAAAGACCCCAAGGUUGAAGCCCCCCCGGCUCUGCCUUCAGCCCUCUUGGUCCUGAAUGUCAGUUCUCGCCGCCAAAGCUCCUCCCGAAGCACUCCCGAUGUCGCUGACCCCUGUCACCUGGCCUCGCCUCUGCUCCCACACCCUUUCUGAGAGGGUCACCCAACACAACUGGUUAUCCUUCAAGGGGCACGGACCUCCUGCUGCUCUUGAUCCCAGCUCACGUCAGAUCCCACCUCCCCAGACACCAUCCCACCCUUCCUGACAACACGAGGCUGCUCUCCCAGGAAUGUGAGGACCUGCAGAACACCAGUAGCCCUUAGGUGGACAAGAGCCUUCCCACCAGCCUGGACACUGAGCUGCCUCUGCUCAACACAUUGGGUAGCUGGGCCAUCGCCCCUCCUCACUCCUGACCCCCUUUUGCUCUGCUGCUGCCCCUCUAAUGUAUCUUUGGCUCUUGCCCUGAUGCGCUGACGGCACUUGUCAUGGAGAUUUCUCCAGGCUGGUUUUCCAAGCACUUUCUGACCUGCACAUCAAAAGCACAGCACCACCAACACUGGGCAGAGGCACUGAAUGACACAACAAAACCAAAACUCCAGGUGACAAGGGGCCUUUUGCUAUGGCUCUGAUGCUCAUGGCCAUCUGCACACACCCAGAGGGGACAGUUCUGCACGCUCCUGGCCUCAAGGUCUGUACCUUGACCACUCCAUGCCUUGCUGGUCCAUCUCUUGGCAUGACCUCCCCACACUGUUCAGCCAAGCAUCUCUGCCUCCUCAAGGGGCAGAAAAAACACACAAGCCAACCCUGAGCUGCAAUGUCCAGGCUUUGCCUUUUCUCACACCUGCCACAUGCCCCUGUCCCAGGAGACUCUGACGCAUUCAGCCCUACAGAAGAGGGCUCAGACUUUAUUCUCUACUUCCUCCAGCCACCCUGGGAGCUUCUGCCCCCUUCCCUGCUGCUCACCACAGCAGCAGCCACAGCAUCUUCCUAUGCAGAGAACUGCAUGCCCAGAGGCACCCUGUGCAAUGUUCUCUCUCACUAGUUCUGUGGCAGAAGCCCCGAGGCUUCCUGAUGCUCCAUGUCUGCCCAGGAAUGUUUUGGGGCCACUCUCCAGGGACAGACCCCCUGUCCUCCUCCUGGAAAGUCAUGCACAGUGCCAGACCCUGUGCUUGUCACAGGGAAACUCGACUCUACAGCGACACACUGAGCAAGCACAUAAAGCAUUCCCUUGUCUCCACCCAACGCCUCCCUGUGCCUUGCCCCCAUCCUCCUCUCUUCAUAAGCGAGAUGGCUUAAUAGCAGUGGCCCCUCACACACCACCCUUCCCAUGCCAGUUCUGCUGCUGCCAAAACCUCCUUGCCCUGCUGUCCUGUGUUCUGUGGCUGUGAGGAACCUGGGGGCGAUGGUCCUUGGCACACAAGAUAGAAAACAAAACAUCCCCUGCCCACAAGGCCACAACGUGCAUCACCCCAUCCUCUAUGCAGCCAUGACCCUUCCUCAUCCCUGCACUCAAUGAGGCACCUGGGAUUGGCACUGAAGGUCACAAGGCUGUCACAAUAAGAAGUUACAGCUACAAAAUCUCUGUGGACACUACUGCCCCCUCAUCCUGGAUGUUCAACCAACAUGUACCACAGCUGACUGACACAAAAACUCAAGGUGGAGGGCUGCUCUGGCACAGGCCCAGCAUGCUGGCUUACCUGACUGGUGGGGAUCCGGGCAAGUCCAUGGCUUGUAGUCCCUGAGGUGCUGCUGCACCCCUUCUCCACUGGCAUCCCGGAAAGGAGGCACCAGCAGCGAUCCCAGUGGCCCUGGGCACCGUUACAGAGCAGGAAUGCCACUGUCUUCAGCCAGCACAGGGACACACACACAUCUUUCCCCUUGUGCCUGCUCCAAAAGUACCCUUGGGGCAUGGGAGACUCCUUGCCUCCAAGCCUUGCCUGGUCUGUGCCUCCCCUCCACCCCACCAUCUCCCCGUGCCAGCCCUAGAUUUCUCUCUCCUCAUGGCAGAAACACUGAACUAGCCCUGAACACACAGGGCCAGAGGCUGUGGUGUAUUGGAGAGUGGGGGCAUCGCUGCGCGCUGCAGCCAGCAGACGUGGCACCGGGCCUGCCCCCGCCUGUCCUUCUCCUCCCCCGGGUCUACUCUGCUCCCCUGCCCUCCUCCGCCGGGACGGCGCUCAACUUUUCUCGUGCCAUGUAACGUGCCAUUGUGAGGAACGUGUUGGCUGUCUGAGGCCGGCCCUGCCGUGGCUCGGCAGGGAGGCGAACCCCCGUUUGGAUGCCCGGGGGGCGGCCGGGCACCCGGGGCUUGGGGGAAGAGGGGGUGCGCUGCUCUCGGGUCUGUCGUGCCCGUGGCCGCGCCGGCCGGUCUGCAGUUUCCGUCGAUCAUUGUAUUCCAAGGGUGGCUCUACUACCUGAGAUUGUGCAUGUUACAUUGUAGUUGUAACCUUUUCUAAUUCGGCAAGAAUAAGAGAUGGUUGUGAUUGUGCAGUGUAUCAAUAAAGUUUGACGAACUUUGUACCCUCGGGGCUUUGCUUCGCAGACCCCUGCGCGCCCCCGGGCGGGGAGGUGGCGCCCGGCGCACCGAGCCCAGACGGCUCCCAAGCCCCCGGGGGCCUCCGUCUCUCCCGCAGCCUCACACAACGUCUGGAGCCUCUUUCCAUCAACCCCUGGAUGGUGAUGCUUCGAAGUUUUCAACCAGAGUCUGCUGCUGUUCAACUCGACCCCUGCCCCGUCCCAAGCAUCUCCCCUUGGAACUGGCUCCGCUGAUGGGUCCUGGCUGCCACCUGCCUUCGGAGCACAGUUGCUGAUGAGCACACACCUGCUGAUGUAGCCCCUGUGGGGUAAGGACCAGCUCUGCUCUCAUCGCUCACCUGUGCUCAGCAGAGCAGAACAAUCGGCAGCCUCCUUUCUGUCACUGAGCCAUUCCCAGCAUCUUCUCCACUGUCUCGUAACAA
Messenger RNA from Dryobates pubescens (Downy woodpecker), 4480 nucleotides. RefSeq names its product opioid-binding protein/cell adhesion molecule homolog. Bases 106 to 1140 code for a protein of 344 amino acids. Gene Ontology annotation, cellular component: neuron projection. Lineage: Eukaryota; Metazoa; Chordata; Aves; Piciformes; Picidae. The record is from RefSeq and is a predicted model, not a curated record. The transcript is spliced from 7 exons.